Molecule: messenger RNA, 1251 nt
Organism: Mus caroli (Ryukyu mouse)
Lineage: Eukaryota; Metazoa; Chordata; Mammalia; Rodentia; Muridae
Product: small ribosomal subunit protein mS31
Cellular component (GO): mitochondrial small ribosomal subunit
Molecular function (GO): structural constituent of ribosome
Source: RefSeq, a predicted model, not a curated record
CUGGCUGUGCUCUGGCUUGAGUUUGUAUUUACACGAUGCUCCACAGAAUCCCGGCAUUUCUACGUCCUCGCCCUUUCUCGGGCCUCCCUUUGUCCUGUGGAAACCGGGACGUCUCGGUGGCUGUGCUACCCGCGGCUCAGUCCGGAGCUGUGAGGACAGAAAAUAAUAUCCAAAGACAUUUUUGCACUAGCAGAUUGAUAUGUAGCAAGAAAGAUGACCAGUCUGUUCCAGCCAAUGAAAUUUCCCAGAAGGCAGCAGAGAGCCAAGGCAGGGGAAAGGAGACUUUGAAAAAAGACCUGCUGGACAUUAUUAAGGACAUGAAAGUUGACCUGAACACAGCAAAUGUGAAAACAGCAAAGCCGCGUGGCAGAAAACCUUCUGCCAGUCUGGAGGCUACCAUUGACAGGCUUCAGAAAGCUCGGGAAGACCCUCCAAAGAAGAGGAAUGAGUUCCUGAGUCCUGAGUUGGUGGCCGCGGCGUCAGCCGUCGCAGAUUUUCUACCUUUCGACAAGCAGACAACCAAGUCAGAGCUGCUCAGGCAGCUGCAGCAACACGAGGAGGAGUCGAGGGCUCAGAAGGACAGAGAGAAGCGCAGGAUCAGCUUCACUCACAUAAUAUCAGAUAUGAAAAUUGCCAAGUCUUCCGUGAGAGCUAGUACAAGGCCACAGCACCAGAUUCAGUUUGACGAAGACAUGGACAGUUCUCUUAACCAGGAGAAGCCAGCUGAUUUCAGAAAAAGGAAAUAUUUAUUCAAGGGGAAAAGACUUUCAGUUUUUGAUGUUAAGGCGUUUGCUGAUGAAGCACCUGAACCAGAAGCAUCACCUUCUCUCUGGGAGAUAGAGUUUGCUAAGCAGUUAGCCUCGAUAACUGACCAGCCCUUUGGGAAUGGAUUUGAGGAGAUGAUACAGUGGACCAAGGAGGGGAAGCUGUGGGAGCUCCCAGUCAACAAUGAAGCAGGUUUAGAUGACGAUGGCUCCGAAUUCCAUGAGCAUAUAUUUUUGGAUAAGUACCUGGAGGAUUUCCCCAAGCAAGGACCAAUCCGUCUGUUCAUGGAGCUGGUGACCUGUGGCCUUUCCAAAAACCCAUAUCUGAGUGUUAAACAGAAGGUCGAGCACAUAGAGUGGUUUAGAAAUUAUUUUAAUGAAAAAAGAGAUAUUCUCAAAGAAAAUAACAUAGCGAUCACUUAACAUCACAAAGAAAAAAAUUUUAUUUAAACUUGAAGAUGUAUAUUAAAGCUAAAUAGAAAUUUUA